Hyposmocoma kahamanoa is the source of this 7004-nucleotide messenger RNA. It is a transcript of the gene Nipped-B, whose product is annotated as nipped-B-like protein. The record is from RefSeq and is a predicted model, not a curated record. Gene Ontology annotation, molecular function: chromatin binding. Gene Ontology annotation, cellular component: Scc2-Scc4 cohesin loading complex. The coding region runs from base 440 to 6400 and encodes 1986 amino acids. The transcript is spliced from 25 exons. Gene Ontology annotation, biological process: replication-born double-strand break repair via sister chromatid exchange; regulation of gene expression; establishment of protein localization to chromatin. Lineage: Eukaryota; Metazoa; Arthropoda; Insecta; Lepidoptera; Cosmopterigidae.
UGAAUAAUUUAGUAAAAUAGUUUCAUAAUGUUUCAGUGAGUAUUUAACGACAAUUCUAUGUGGACAACAACUGCAGUGCUCUAAAAUACAUUUCCUUCACUUGGCUGGGAGUGUCGCUCUGAUGCGCUGACCUUCGUUUUGAUGCACAACGCACAACAAAGCAUCAAAUUGACGGCUGCCCCAUUUUCACAACAAUCUUUCGAUUUGUUAUUACUUAUAUAUUUGUGCAAUGUGCAUCUUAUGAUACAUCGUCGGGAGAUUAACACUGGAAUUUAUGUGCUGUGGUACAUAUGUGAGAAGCUAAACGAUAAUGGAAUCGGCGGCUACGCAAACAUCCAUUGCAGUGUGUCACAGUCACAGUACAACAGUGAAGACUUUCUUUUUAACUUCUAGCGGACCUGGAAAAAAGUAAUACCGUAUUGAUAGAACAACAAUCAAAAUGAACGAAAGGGACAUUCCUAGUGUCCCUAUCACCACUUUAGCAGGAGUAGCCAGUUUGACUGACUUAUUACCAGUGUUACCACUUCCAACACCUCUACCAUCUACCCUUAACAAUAAAUCACAACUCUUCCACCCACGAGUCGCUGAAGAGGCCGCCAUCUUACUUGCUACUCAAGAUGACAACUUGGUUUCAUUAUUGCUGCAGUCUCUUAUGCAAACAUCUGUCCAACAUAUAGACCUCAAGGAUGAAAGCAUACCAAAUGCAAUCAGUCCUGCCCCUGAACAACAAACUCCAGAAUUAUUAAAAGCUAUCUUACGUGUCAACCCAACUGUGUUUGAAAAUCAAAGCCAGAGAAAUCACUGGGGUAACCAUGUGAAUACCUCAAAGUUUAAUGGAUUGUCACCUUCUGCUUCUUACAACUAUGCAUCACACAGUAAUGUCCACUCCAAUCCUUCUUCACAUGGUACAGCAGUGCACUCCGCCAUUUUGAAUCAACAGCUCCUGGCGCCGCCUUGCCAGUCCUCUCCUCACGUGAAUAUGGCUUCUCCCCCUUCGCAAGCCAGGCCAGGCAGCCAAGUAAACAUUACUGCUCAGAACAAUGUAUCACCAGUCUGGAACCGUGGUAACUCUUCCAAUGUGUACACCAGUCCAAUAUCAAACACGUCUACCCCACAAAAUGGUGGUUUCUACAAUAGCCUAAUUCAGGACAGGAGUUUUGAUACAAAUAUUGCUGAGGAGAAAGAUCCAUUGUCAAUGUCGCCAAGAAACGUGACUGACCAGCAAAGGCUAAUGAUGCAAUCUCAGGAUAAAAGUUUUCAAGAUGGCAAUGUGAUGACUGGCCAAUCGCCUGCGCAAGCUAGUGUGGCGCCGUCGCCGCUGCGCCAAGAGCCACAAGUGCCUCAACCGUCAAUGGGCGCACCGUAUGCGCCAACGCAACCCCAAAAUACCACUGACAAGGAUCCUGCGAAAGGCGCAAAUUCCGUUAAUAGCAGAUUUCCUGUUGUCAAAAUUGGACGCCUUUCUGUAAGGGAAGGGAUACUCAAGAAACAUGAGUUUUCUUCUGGUGAUGAGAGAUCAAGGAAAAAUAGUACAGUAGAAUCAGACUCUGAUGAUAACAUACCUCUGAAACCCAAGUCGAGUGUCUUAGUGCCACCUGUCGAUAAGGAGAGAGAAGCUAUAGACAUCGCUAGAGAAAAGAACUGGGAAGCGGUUAAACGAAAACACGAGGAAGCCAGUAAAAAGGAAGAAGCCGAAGCUGCUAUAGUACGACCGAAACUCAGGAAGGUCGAACGAAGAUUAGUACCUGUUCUAGAAAUGUUGUCGGUAGAUGAACUUAUGGAGACCAACACUUAUCAGAAAUUUAACAAGUUGAUUGAAUCCGUCUUUGAAACUAUUGAGGAUGAUGUCAUUAUUACUGAUGAAAUGGAGGGCACAGAUAUACCAGAAGAAUUACUCCUACCACGUUAUCAGCUUCAAGAACUAUGUUCCGAAGCGGCAAAGCUGAAGAACCUGGGUGCUAUGGGAUCUAUCCCUUCCGACAGAUUAGUUCGGCUAUUAAACUUGCUGGAGAAAAACAUAAGGGCUGCGGAAAAGAUGUCUUUGGUUGGAGACCCUGAGGACAGUGAAGAAAUGCGACAAAUAUGGAUCGAAUCAGCGCUCGAGCGAGUUAUGUGUGCGUCUGAUGCUUGCUUAACGGCCCUGUACAUAAUGACGUCACCGAGCAUGCCCAAACGGGUGUUCCUAGAGGACGUGAUAGAUAGGAUCGUUAUGUUCAUAAAAUUCCAACUCAAUAACACUAUUUACUGUGUCUACGAUCCCGUAUAUAGCAUUCAGACCACUUCUAAAAAGAAAGGCAAAGUGGACGGUCGCAAGCGGCGCGGCGGCGGCGCCGGCAACGUCUCACGGCGGUACGGCGGCGGCUCAACGCGCGCUGUUCGAGAACUAUACACUCACGCGCAUGAAUGUGUUACAUUACUCGCCGAGUUGCUAGCCGCUCAUCACUUAACAGAUACCACCGUGCUCCAUGCCUCGACGGUUGGAGUGUCCCCUUUCUUUGUAGAAAACGUCAGCGAGCUACAGUUGUCUGCGUUGAAGCUUGUUACAACAAUAUUCACAAAAUACGAGCAACACCGGCGUCUCCUGCUAGAAGACAUUCUAGCCUCCAUAGCGCGCAUUCCAAGCUCGAAACACAAUCUGCGAUCGUUCCAACUCAACUCGGACCAGCACAUCCAGAUGUUGACAGCACUAGUGUUGCAACUCGUGCAGUGUGUUGUCACCCUGCCUGAGACACUUUGCAAGACUCAGGAUAAGGCUAAAGAUAAGGAACAAGGAGAAAGUGACAAUAAAAAACACAUGGACAAAGAUCUCAUGAUAAUAUCAAAAUACGAGGCAGCGAUCAGCGUGGGUGGAACAUUCCUCACGUCGUUCCUGAACAAGUGUCGCAGUCGCAACGAAGAGGUUGACUUCCGGCCCCUGUUCGAGAACUUCGUGCAUGAUCUUCUGACCACUGUCAAUAAGCCCGAGUGGCCUGCCACCGAACUGCUGUUGAGCUUACUUGGGACUAUGCUAGUGAAGUACAUGUCCGACAAAUCAAUGGAGAUGUCAGUACGGGUGGCGUCGUUGGAAUAUUUGGGUCUGGUUGCAGCGAGGCUGCGGCGGGACAGUGUCCACUCGCGUGCAAAGUUGUCCACCAUGGACGCCGUCGUACGGGACAUCCGCGCCGAAGAGGAGAAAGAUGGAAACCAAGCACAAGGCCUUACCUCCGGUCUUGAUGAGGACGAAGAAAGAACUGAAUUCCUACAACGAGUACUCUUAGACUACCUGGCUAUAAACGGUCAAAAAGACCAGGCGUGGAACUGUUCGCGGCAUUUCUACAUUACACAGUGGUACAGAGACAUGGUAGUUCAACCAAAGAGCUCAUCGCCGACUAAAAAGAAAAAUAAAUCCAAGAAACGGCAUAAAGAUGACACCAGCGAAGAAGAGUCUGACGCUGAUGACGACAGCGAUAGCGGCAUCAAAGAAUCCAAAUCUGAUAAAAAGCAUGCCACGAGCGCUAUUGUCUCAGCCGAGAAGUUCAAGAUCAUUCAACGGCGGAAACAUUUCCUUUUAGACAAAAUUCGACCGUUUAGGUAUCAGGGUGGGACCCAAGUACAAGUUAUGCAAUCUUAUAUAGACUACAGUGGAGCAGAGUUGAUCUCGCAAUAUUUGGCCUCUAAGAGGUCGUUCUCGCAGAGUUUCGAUAAAUAUCUGCGGAAAAUAUUGGUGAUAUUAUGUGAAAAUACGAUAGCGAUUCGCACUAAGGCGAUGAAGUGUCUCGCUAUGAUCGUGGAGGCGGAUCCUUCAGUGUUGGCGAGACCUGAUAUGCAGAUUGGUGUGAAUCGAUCGUUUCUAGACCAGUCGACCGCAGUGCGGGAGGCUGCCGUCGAUUUGGUCGGGAAGUUCGUGCUCAGUCGGCCCGAACUCAUCGACAAGUAUUACGGAAUGCUCUCGAAUAGAAUAUUGGACACUGGUGUAUCGGUGAGAAAGCGUGUGAUAAAAAUCCUCAAAGACAUUUGUAUAGAAUGCCCCGAGUUCCCCAAAAUCCCUGAGAUUUGUGUGAAGAUGAUUCGGCGGGUGAAUGAUGAGGAGGGUAUUAGAAAACUGGUGAUGGAAGUAUUCCAAAACAUGUGGUUCAGUCCUUGUCCAAACUCGACACGGCCAGGCAUGCUUGACAUGACCGCAGCCGCCGCAGACCCGCUCACGAGGAAGGUCCUCAACAUCACAGACGUCGUCAUAUCGUCCAGAGAUAUAGGGCUGGAAUGGUUCCAGCAGCUACUUAUGAGCUUAUUUAAACCAAAGGAGGACAAGGACGACUCUACAAAAAUUAUAUAUCAGCCGCCUAAAUCGCUUUUAGUAGCGUGCCAGCAAAUAGUGGAUUGCCUUAUUGAAAAUUUGCUGCAGUUGGAAGAAAGCAGUGCUGAAGGUUCUGGAUCGUCACAACGCAUUUUAGCGUGUCUGUCCACGCUGCAUUUAUUUGCGAAAAUCAGGCCGCAGCUGCUCGUUAACCACGCGUUAACGUUGCAACCAUACCUCAGUUUGAAAUGCCAGAACCAGUAUGAACAACAAAUAAUGUCAACGGUGGCGGCCACACUUGAGUUAGUUGUACCCCUUAUGGAGCACCCUAGUGAAGUGUUUCUAGCUCAACUUGAAGAGGAUGCAGUGAAAUUGAUAUUACAACGGGGACAACUAGUAAUCGCUUCGUGCAUCGCCUGCCUUGCCGCCAUUGUGAACACUCUUACGCACAACUACAAACUUAUCAGGGAUGUGUUUAACAAGUAUCAUGGCGUCCUACUCCAAUGGAAGCACAGUUGGCAACGCAACCCGGAUGUGACGCGGACGGCGCACACGCGGCCGCAUUUCCGGCGCGCGCUAUUUAUUGUAGGACUAUUGCUGCGCUACUUCGACUUCACUGACCCUCAAGUCAUAGAAGGGUUGCCGAGUGACAUAAAGGAACAAGUGUACAACUCCCUUAUGUUCUUCGUUGGCCUGGAAGACGAAGACUUUGUGUCCAACACACUUAAAGCUCUCGGCUCUGUAUGCGUGCGGCAUUACGAGUUCAUGCUACGGCCAGAGUUAAAAGAGUUCUACCACCAACUACUGACGUCAGAACUGGCACCUGUUGAGAUGAAAGUAGAUGUUUUGCGGAACAUUGAAAUGUACUUGCAAGAAGAGGAACAAAGAAUGAUUAGACAGGAUAAGGAAUGGUCAAAACGAUCGAAGCAUGAGAACUUGAAGGAAAUGGGUGACGUAUCUUCCGGAAUGGCGUCAACUGUGAUUCAGUUAUAUCUGAAGGAGAUCUUAGGGGCAUCACUACACUCCAGCACUCUGGUCCGCUCCAGCGCUAUGAAGGUCGUACAACUUGUACUGGCUCAGGGUCUUGUCCAUCCUGUACAGAUCGUUCCGUACUUAAUAGCAAUGAGCACGGAUUUAGAAGUGACAGUAUCGCACGUCGCCGACAAAAACCUACAAGAGAUCGAUAAAAAGUACCCAGGCUUCAUUCACAUGAAGGCUCAACUCGGGAUCAAGCUCUCCUACCAACUGCAGAAGAUUCUGCAGACUGGGUCCAAGAACAAAGUUAUACGUGGAUUUAGGAAAAAGGAGCAAGAUGAUUUACCAAGCGCGCUCAACGGUUUCUUGUAUUCGCUUCUACGGAACACGAGACCGCAGCGGCGGGCGCUCAUCUUAUCCUUACUUAAACAGUUCGACGAUGUCUCCACCGCGCCCUUGGAUCAAAUGUUGUAUCUAGCAGAUAACUUAGGAUAUUUCCCGUUUCAAGUGCAAGACGAACCCCUGUUCAUAAUACACCACAUCGACAUUAUCAUUUCCACCUCAGGAUCUAAUUUGCUGCAGCAUUUUCGUGAAGGACUGAACAAACCUCAAGCAGAAGAGCGCGAGCCGUUAGACGAAGAAGAGGACGACGAAGUGGCGGAGACGUUGCUGGCUCAGCUGCCGGCCGACACGCGGCCCCUGCGCGACGCCAUGCGACAAGCGCGCGGCUGUCUGCUGCUGCUCGUGCUGAAGCAGCAUCUCAAGCAGUUGUAUGGAUUCACCGACGCAAAAAUCAAUCAAUAUUCUCCGUCGGAGGCGGCAAAGGUGUACGAGAAAGCGAUAUCGCGGCGGCAUGCGCCCGUGUUCGAGCCAAAGGCCACGAUCGCACAGCUCAAGGAGUCCAACGAGGACGACGAGUUCGACGAGCUCGACGAACGCGGCCGCCGGCGGCUCGUCGACGACUACCUCGAGUUGAAGCAGCUUAUGCUAAAGUUCGACCCCGAGGAGGAGGAGGACGAGGAGGCCCAGGCCGGCGGGGCCACUGCCACCGCUACCGCCAACGCCAGCGCCGGCACGAGCUUGGGCGCGGGAGCCGCAGGGGGCGCGAAGGGCGGGGGCGCCGACCCCGCGCCGCCCCCGCCCGCCACCUAGCCGACGCCCCGCGGCACCGCCCGAUAGACUCAAUACUUAUACAGUGUAUUAUAGUGCUUGCCGGCGUUGCUCCGAUGAGAGCUAGGUGUCGCCCGGCUUCUUUCGUUGAGAAGACUCGAUUUAUGUUCUGGAUUAUUUAUUUCCGUCGGGGCCCCGCACAGGCGGAGGCGCCGCGGCAGGCGACCGCUAAGACCGUUGUUGUACAUUAUACCGGCGGCCCGCCGGCCGCGCCCGCCUCCCGCGGCGAUCUUAAAUACUUUAUAUUAGUUAUAUUUGAGAAACUCGAUUUGUUUUUAUAUUAAAGUCUUGUGUGUAGAUAAUUUUUAUGAAGAAUAUAAAGUAUAUGUAACAACAGUGAUGUCUGUCUUUCGCAUUCGAUUAUUCCAGUUUGUGUUGUUUGAAUGUCGUAUAGUUGCUGAAUCUAUUUUGUCAUUCGAUUGGUGUAAGAGAUUUUUUCGGUGGUUAUACCGGUAUCCGGUUGGAUGAAAAGAACGUGUGUGAGUGUUGGGCGAAGUGCGAAUGAUUUGCCCCUGCUGACACAGAAUUAGAACAAAUUCUGCAUAAUUUAUGCACAUUAUAAUUUUGUGUACCGGAAAUUAAUUUA